Molecule: messenger RNA, 2562 nt
Organism: Laccaria bicolor S238N-H82
Lineage: Eukaryota; Fungi; Basidiomycota; Agaricomycetes; Agaricales; Hydnangiaceae
Exons: 4
Coding region: 1-2562 (853 amino acids)
Molecular function (GO): 5'-flap endonuclease activity; crossover junction DNA endonuclease activity
Source: RefSeq, a predicted model, not a curated record
AUGGGCGUCGCUGGACUUUGGGAUAUCCUACGCCCCGCUGCAACGACACGCUCUUUAACGGAACUUUCUGUCACAGAAGGAUUCGAGGCCAAUCCCCAUGGUGUACGUGGGUACCGCAUUGGCAUUGACGCAAGCAUCUGGUUUUUCCAUGCAGAGUAUGGCCGCGAGGGCGAAAAUCCUGUCCUCCGCACACUUUUCUUCAGAUGUGCAACACUCAUGCAUUCCCCCUUUUUGCCCCUCUUUGUCUUUGAUGGACCGAAGAGACCGGAUGUGAAACGCGGCAAGAAAAUCAAUAAAACCAGCCAUAAAUUAAUACCCGGAAUGAAACAAAUUGUGGAUGCCUUUGGUUUUGAAUGCAUAACGGCUCCCGGAGAAGCCGAGGCAGAAUUGGCGUAUCUCAAUCAUAUAGGUGUUAUUGAUGGAAUAUUGUCGGAUGAUGUCGACAAUUUUCUCUUUGGGGCCAAAACUGUCAUUCGCAACCCAAGUAAUAGCCUCUCCGGCAAUAAGUCCAAUCCCUCCCUCAACUCUGCUGGCAAAGACGACAAGAAUCACACUCGUGUCUACCGUUUAGCUGAUAUAAAUCAGAAUCCGGAUGUGCUCCUUACUCGUGGAGGCAUGAUUCUUAUUGGAUUGAUGAGUGGAGGGGACUAUCAGCAAGGUGGUCUUUCUCGCUGUGGUACGAAAACUGCACAUGGGCUAGCUCGCUGUGGUUUUGGAGAUACGUUGUAUACCGCUGCCAAAAAUCUAUCGCGCGAGAGAUUGCCUGCCUUCCUUGAUAACUGGAGGAAUGAACUUCGCCAUGAGCUGCGCACCAAUUCGCGAGGUUUUAUUGGCCGGAAAUCACCCACUUUGGCGAACUCUAUUCCGGAGGAUUUUCCUGAUGUUGACAUUCUGCUUUCCUAUGUGAACCCCAUCACCUCCGAGAGCAUGGGGAAAACACCACCGGAGCUCAGGUGGACGAAAGAGCCUGAUCUAGCGAAACUGGCGGCAACAUGUGAGUUUUACUUUGAGUGGGGAUACAGGGAAGCCAUCAUCAAGCGCUUCAGAACGGUGAUUUGGCAUUCUGCUGUCCUGCGUAUCCUGCGCCGCGCGGUGCUGAACAUAGAAGAGGCCAAAAGUGCAAAAAGUAUGCCCGCUACACCGAGGAAAGGAGGAGAGCGCUUAGAGAGCGGCACUCCCUCAAAGAUGAUUGCGAAACACUUCUCGUCUCUAGAUAUUGGUUCGGAUUCUGACGACGAGAAAAAUGAGGAGGAAACUCUGAUUAUUCAAAUUCACUCCUCAAGGAUGCAUGCGUCUACUGAUGGUGUUCUCGAAUAUCGUCUCGAGAUCGCACCUCGGCAGCUUGUAGAAAUUGCAGAGUCAGGAAUCAAAGGAACACGUAUUCCAGAGGGUUUAGAUGAAUGGGCCUCAGACGAAGAUAACGAGGAAGGGUCAAGUUCUUCCAAACGCGUACCAAAGCCGCCUAUAGACCCAGAAACCCAUUUGCGCGUCUGGAUGCCAGCCUGCAUGGUAAAGGUGGCGGAGCCACAUCUGGUCAGAGAAUUCGAGGAGAAGGUGGAGAAGAAGAAAACUAAGAAAGCUGGCAAGGCUGCCGGGACGGUCUCGCGUGCUCGGGGGAAGGCAAAAGCGACAGACAUCGAUGCUGAUCGGCAACCUUCCAAGAAACCCACCAAGGCGAAGUCCGCCAAUAAAGCCUCCAAGAGUGAUCAUAACUACCCAGCCUCUACUUCAAGUUCCUCUGAGGACGAACUCCCAGCCAGCGUAGCACAAACAGCCCCCCCAAAGACAAAAGUCAAGAAGGUUAAAGUGAAGAAUGCCAUCGCUUUUGAUCAGACUGGAUCAGCUCCCCCUCAAUCAUCUAUUCAGUCAAAACCCAUUCCACGCGACCUUACCCAAGGGAAAAAAUCUGCAGUAACCGAUAUGAAAACUUUUUUCCCGACUACAAAGCGAGCCACCCUACAUGCUCCGUCGAAGAAAAUAAAGGACCUAUUCGCUGAGCCCUCCCCACCAUCUACAAUUGACGGGGAGCGACAAACAUUCAAGUCUUCCAAACCUGCCCCCUUUCCCGUGGCGUUCCUCGAUCUUGACAAUAUCUCCGAGUCUUCUAGCAAUUCUAUUCCACUCCAUUCCCGAGGGACUCGUUGUAUUGGCGAUCUUCAGGAUCUAUCUACUUUUUCACCAAGAAAAUCUAAGAAAUGCCUAGCGUCGGAUUCAGAUUCCGACUCCCCAACGCAAAGGAUAACAAAAUCACCACGAAAGUCGAGCGCACAUAGUUCUCCGAGCUCCAAGUAUGGUAGUCAUGGACGAAGGGCUGCACGACCACCAUCGCCUACACCAAUAAACUCCGUGGCCCAUGUCCUCUCAAAUGAAGUCAUUGAGCUUUCAAGUGAUUCUGAUUGCGAGCCACCGCCCUUUCAGAUUAUGCCCACAAGAAACCUCCCCCCUUUGAUGGCUGCUAGAGCCAAAGCUGCCGCCAAGGCCAGAUUGCCGAAAGUGCCAACAACCUCUGUAGCUAGAGAAAAAGCGAAAUCUAUCGUAGAGGAUAUCAUCGAUCUCACUUGA